AUGCACACCUUCAGCCAUGAUAUGAAAAAGAAUCUGCAGAUGCAUAUUCAACCGCUAGCGUAUGGCUUAUCCAACGACACCUCGGUCGAUGCUUAUUCUGAAAAGACUGUUUCAUUGGUAUUUUAUGGUAUAAGAAUUCUGUUCAUGAUCCUAUUGGUGCUAGCUCUUUUCAUUCUACUCUUUCGUAACUGGAAAGAAUAUGUAUUCAACAAACGACUCAUGUAUUCAUUAAUGUUGAGCAUGACCGUGAUUCAAGUACUUGCAAUCCUGGCAGGAAUUGGACAUUCCACGUGUUCAUUACUUCAAUUGAAAGAAGUGAUUGGACAAACAUUCUUCAUGCUCUAUUAUGAAGGAAUCAUCAUUGAUUUGAUUUUGAGUUUGUAUUGCCAGUUAGUGACAACAAAAAUGUUAUUUGAAAUUUAUUUUCAUAAGGAACAGUAUUGGAUGCGAAAAAACAAACGUGCUUGGAGAAUGCGACAUUGUGUGCUUGUGUUUGCUGUUAGCGUGGCAGUAUGUACUGCAAUAUUUACCAUUCUGGUGGUGCCUGCGGUUUUAUUGACACUCAUGUUUUAUUAUUUUCCAAAUGUGAAUCAAGAAAUUGCGAGACAGGCCGCAAUUUAUCGAUUUUAUGUUGAUGCUGUACUUGGAGUAUUGCACAUUCUUACCAUGGCAGCUAUAGGUAUUAUUAAUGUAAUACUGGUGGUGUCACUUGUCAAGAAACUACUCUCGAGCGGCAUGGUCUCUUUCCAACGUAAGAUGGCUGCCUUACGAAUGAUCAUGCUCAGUGUAGGUCAAUUUUUUCUUGGAAUUAGCAUGGGCCUUGUGACCUUCAUGCUCGUGCUUGGUCUUCUCAAUCGUUAUCUUUUCAUCGUUGGAGGAUUUUUGCAAACUUUAAACAUUUUUAUAUUUUGUGUCAUGAUCAUGUUUUCCUUCCACUCUCUGAAAUUUCUUGCCGAGAAUUUGGAGCGAAUUUCAUCGAAGCGAGUUCCUUCCGAAUUGAAAGAAAAUUUAGAGCAACAAAUUAAGAAUCUCCCUGAAAACCAUACUUCGAAUCCUCAAGACAUGAACGAGAAUGAUUCUAAUAAGGAUGGUCGUGAACAUAAAGGUGUUGGUCAACCCUUAGACAAUACAGACCAUCAUCAACAAAUGGCAACUUCACCACUUGCUUUGAUUUCACAUGAAGGUGUUGACGUGACACCUUUUACGUCUCUCUCCUAG
Naegleria lovaniensis is the source of this 1218-nucleotide messenger RNA. RefSeq lists its product as uncharacterized. The coding region runs from base 1 to 1218 and encodes 405 amino acids. The record is from RefSeq and is a predicted model, not a curated record. The transcript has a single exon. Lineage: Eukaryota; Heterolobosea; Eutetramitea; Acrasida; Naegleriidae.